CUCUUGCUUCCGAAGGCGAAGGCGCGCGGAGAACAAGGCAUUAACUUAGCGCCCUGGGACUCUAAGAGGCUCAGUGGACUUCUGCGCCUCUUAGAGUCUCCAGCUCUGGGAAGCGGUUUCCCCAGUUCAUCGCGGGAAUUGUGUCAGACUUUGUCGGUGUUGGGGUGGUAGGCAGAGGGACCAAGGCGGGCCCUCUAGGCUCCCGCAUCCCAGCAGGGUUAGCUGCGGACAGCGCACUCUUCUGUUGCGACUCCUCCCUCGCCAGACACUUCUCGGAAAUGGAGCAGUCACAGUGCGGCAGUAGAGACCGCAGCCGCAGCGGCCCGCUCCACCUGGCCCCGGGACUGCUGGUAGCGGCCCCUCCGCCCGCGUCCCCGGCGUUAGCGGUACCCCCGGGGAUACCUGGUCCUCCAACUUUCCUGCGCCCGUCCAGCCUCUUUCUGAGGGCAGCCUCCAGCGCGGGAAGUGGAGGUUGCCCGCCGCCUGCCGAACUGGAAAGGGGGGUGGGCGCUGUGGCCGGUGGCUACCCACGGACACCCAAAUGCGCCCGUUGUCGCAACCACGGAGUGGUGUCAGCCCUCAAGGGCCACAAGCGCUUCUGUCGCUGGCGGGACUGCGCGUGUGCCAAGUGCACCCUGAUCGCCGAGCGCCAGCGUGUCAUGGCCGCACAGGUGGCGCUGCGCAGACAGCAGGCCCAAGAGGAGAGCGAGGCUCGGGGGCUGCAAAGGCUUCUGUACCCUGGACCCUCAGGGCCAGGGGGUCGGUCAUCCGGAGGCAGCAGCAGAACGGAGACUUCCCAGACGACCUCAAGCGGCCCUGCAACGGUGCCUGCUCUGGGACUGAGUGCCCCGAGACCGGCUAGUGGUCUGGCGACCCCUGUUUUCGAAAUUUUCCAGCCAGAUUAUAUAGAGGAAAAACAAGGACAAAAGGAGAGUAAAUGUGACUCCUGCCAGAGUGGACAAGAAGAACUGGAGUCUAAAUCCCAUCAGUUUACCCUGAGAUCAUCUCCUAAGUCUAAUGAUGUUGCUGGAAAACAAAACAUCAGGUCAUCUAUUUCAGAAAACCCAAACAAGGAUGAUAGCAUUCAGUCUCUUCAUCCUGGGGAGCAGUCAGGAGGGGAAGAGAGUCCCAGGUCCCUGUCAUCUUCUGAUUUGGAAUCAGGAAAUGAAAGUGAGUGGGCCAAAGACUUCACUGAUUCUACAGCCAGCCAUCCCACUGUGUCCUCUAGACCAAGAGACCCUCUUGAUAUCCUUACCAAGAUUUUCCCAAGUUACAGACGCAGCAGGCUAGAAGGCAUUCUGCAGCUCUGCAAAGGGGAUGUGGUCCAAGCUAUUGAAGAGAUCCUAAAUGGAAAAGAACAGAAACUGGACACCAGGGACCUAGCAAAUUCAGGAGCAUUGGAAAACACGGCUUUUCCGAGAGUUUCGAAUUUUAGUUUAGCUGGGAUUGGUUUUGGAACUCUAGGAAAUAAAUCAGCUUUCUCUCCCCUUCACACUACUUCUGCUUCUUAUGGAGGUGAUUCAAGUCUCUACAGCUUAAAUCCUAGACUAGGUAUCAGUCCAUUUCGACUGGCAUAUUCCUCUCCAGGCAGAGCGCUGUCUGGUUUCAUGUCUCCCUAUCUGACUCCUGGGUUGGUACCAGCAUUGCCUUGUAGGCCAGCUUUGGAUUAUGCCUUUUCAGGAAUGAUUAGGGAUUCUUCUUACCUUCCCAUCAAAGACUCAGUAACUGGUGGCAGACUGUAUUCCAGGCCAAAUCAGAGCAACCUGUAAUGCAUCUGCCUACCUCCCUUUCUGGAGUAUUUCUAGAAGCAUGCACUAUAACCCACAUACCCACAUCUAUUAAUGUGUUCACUAUGUACGGGAAUGGAUUAUCAGUCUUUAAAAAUGCUAUUUUUUUUACAAGCAGUAUAAUAGAUUUGAGAUCUAAAGACUCUUCUUUAGCAUUUAUUAAGUGAAAGAAACAUUUAAACAUCAUAUGUGCCUUGAAUAAAACCAUUUCAGGAAAUAUUUUUACUUUAAUGAAUUUUCUUCCUAACAUAUCAGUUGUAAAUUCCUAAUUUAAAACUAUACUUGUUUUUAGUUCAUUGACAAAAUGGAGCAUAUAAUUAUAACAUACAUUAUGAAGCAGUCUAGCAUUAUAUAAAAUGAGCCGGAAGUAAGAAUUGAAAAGUUGAGGUAAUUCUAAAUAGUAUUCUAAACUUUUUUUCCUCCUUCUGCUUCUUGUACACAGGAGAGA
Messenger RNA from Capra hircus (goat), 2235 nucleotides. RefSeq names its product DMRT like family A1 (gene DMRTA1). The transcript has 2 exons. NCBI's taxonomy places the organism in Eukaryota, Metazoa, Chordata, Mammalia, Artiodactyla, Bovidae. Gene Ontology annotation, biological process: sex differentiation; regulation of transcription by RNA polymerase II. Gene Ontology annotation, molecular function: RNA polymerase II cis-regulatory region sequence-specific DNA binding; protein binding; DNA-binding transcription factor activity, RNA polymerase II-specific. The record is from RefSeq and is a predicted model, not a curated record. Bases 279 to 1769 code for a protein of 496 amino acids. Gene Ontology annotation, cellular component: nucleus.